Molecule: messenger RNA, 2804 nt
Organism: Vespula vulgaris
Lineage: Eukaryota; Metazoa; Arthropoda; Insecta; Hymenoptera; Vespidae
Product: heparan-alpha-glucosaminide N-acetyltransferase
Exons: 11
Coding region: 674-2335 (553 amino acids)
Source: RefSeq, a predicted model, not a curated record
AGAUGUUAAUACAAAAAUAAGUUAACACAAAAAUAAUGAAAUAGAUCCUUGUCCAAUGCAAUAUUUAAAAUGUAAUUAUUAAUCUCUCCUUUCCCAUUUGACACACAUUUUAAAUAUUCAUGUAUCUAUAAUUUAAGGGUAUUAAAUUUAUCGGUAGUAUUUCUGUUUUUUUUUUCUUUUUUGUUUUUAUUUAUUUAUUAUUUUUUUUUAAUAAAUAUUUUCAAGCUAAAUAAUUGUAUAACAAUCUUUUUAAUUGACGUAAGAGUGUACAUACUUGUUAGAAAAAUUUAAUACUAAAUGCCAACAGAAAGGUCAACCAGAAUAUUCGCACGAUCGAGUGGCGCUCCCGUGAUUGGUGAAACUACAGUAAUGCAUUCCAAUAUACUAAAGUCGCUCAGUCGCUUUAGUUACUUUCAACGAAUCAGAUCGUAUUAUCGUGAAAUGUGAUAAUAUUUGUAUCAUUAUAAACGUUUACUUAUAUAGGACAUUUCUUUGCAUUUAUAUAUAUAUAUAUAUAUAUAUCUAGAAAAAAAUUAGAGAACUUUUUAUAUUUAUAGUGAAAGUAUUAGAAAUUAUAAUGAAUAAUUAAAAGUGAAUAUCGAUUUACCGAUAGCAUUGUUUUCUUAAUAUAUAAAGUAUCUCAGAAUUGUUGAAAUCUCGAGUAGAAAAAAAAAUGUUCGAAAAGCAGUGUUUUCACAGUGACUUAAAGUACGACGAAGCUUGUGUUAAAUUAAGAAAUGAAGAUAAAUCGAAUGCAUGGCUUUAUGCGCUUUCAUCCGAUUGCGUUUUGUGUCCGUACAGUCGGGUAUCUUUGAUUUCAACCGCGAAUUAUAGCGUGAAAUUUAAUACUGCCAGAUCUAUGAAAUGGGCGGUACUGAACGUCGAUGGUUCUAACGAAUAUAUAUCUGUCAAAAAUAUCAGUACCGCGAUUUGCAAACUUUCACCAAAUAUAGGAGAAUACGGCAGUUAUGAAUUAUUAAUUCGAAACGAUAGUUGUUUCCUCAACACACUGAUACGACCAACCAAUUCUUACAUCACUCUCCUCAUUGUUUUCGGUAUAAUAAUAUGCUUUCUAAUUGGAAUAUCAUUGUCACGACAAAUAUGGCAAUUGAUUCAAGAAAAAUGUUUGAAACAUACUAACGAUCAGAUAGCUAACGAUCCUACGAAGAAACGACGAGUGAAAUCUAUCGACACAUUUAGAGGGAUCAGCAUUUUGUUUAUGAUCUUCGUUAAUAGCGGUGCUGGAGGAUAUUAUCUAUUGGAGCACGCAACUUGGAAUGGUUUAUUAAUAGGAGAUUUGGUCUUUCCAUGUUUCAUGUGGAUUAUGGGAGUUUGUAUUCCUAUAGCCAUGUCCUCGCAAUUAUCACGUGGCGUUUUGAAAUUAGAAAUGUUUUUUGGAAUUCUUAAGAGAAGCAUCCUGUUAUUUCUUAUCGGCGUUGCAUUAAACACUCUCGCUAGCAUGCCGCAGCUGGAAAAAAUACGAAUAUUCGGUGUGUUGCAAAGAUUCGGUGUUGCUUAUCUUGUAGUUGCUCUGAUGUUUCUAUUUCUAACACCGAGAAAACCUAAAAAAAUUCAAAGUCUAAUGCAUCAACGAUUAAAGGAUAUAUCCAUUUUGUUACCACAAUGGAUCAUCGUUCUAUGCAUCGUCGUUGUUCAUUGCAUAUUAACGUUCAAACUUUCAGUACCAGGAUGUCCCACAGGUUAUCUCGGUCCUGGUGGACGUCACGAAGACGGAAAAUAUUUUAAUUGUACCGGUGGUGCUGCUGGAUAUAUAGACGACUUGAUCCUAACACCCAAACACUUGUUUCAAAACCUGUUGAUAAUCUCGGUUUACGGAUCUAAACCCUUCGAUCCUGAGGGUAUUUUAGGUUGCCUGACAACAAUAUUCCAAGUAUUUCUUGGAGUCCAGGCAGGAGAGAUUUUAUUGUGCUAUAAGGAUUGGAAGGAUAGGGUCGUAAGGUGGCUCCUAUGGGCGGUAUUUUUAGCUAUCGUAGGAUUUCUUGCUCACGUUUACGUCAUACCCGUAAAUAAAAAUUUAUGGUCGUUAUCUUUUGCACUGGUAACGACUGCCUUUGCUCUUGGUCUUUUAUCAGCUUGUUACUUACUCGUGGACGUUGCAAGAAUAUGGAGAGGUGGACCAUUUCGAAUUCCUGGAAUGAACGCUCUUCUUAUAUACAUCGGUCAUCAUUUAUGCUAUCAGAUCUUUCCAUUUCAUUGGCGUAUCGGUAAUAUGCAAGGUCGUACUUUGGUAUUGGUAGAAGCUAUUUGGGGUGUUGUCCUAUGGACGAUCAUAGCUUAUAUUAUGCAUCGUAAACGAACGUAUAUUACUUUGUGAUCUAACGUGACUUUCUCAGAUAGUUAUUUGGAUUUGGGAUAUAAAGGACGAUCGGUCUUUUCGGCUUGAUAAAUAAUUUAUUUUACACGACUUACAUUAAGUAACAUAAUGACAGUGUGUGAGGUAAUCGUAUUACCAACGUAUACUUUUUAUACGAAUUUGUAUUAAGUACAUUCUUUCUUUUAUUGUAUUUUUGUAAAUUUUUUUUGUAUUUUUUCUUUUUUUAAUUAUUAUUAUUAUUAUUAAUAUUAUUAUUAUUAUUAAUAUUAUCAUCAUCAUCAUCAUCAUCAUCAUCAUCAUCAUCAUCAUCAUCAUCAUCAUUAUUAUUAUUUUUCUUUUGUUAUCAAUCGCAAGAAACGAUUAAAUCAUCGUUGUAUUUUUCGGCACAUUAAAUAACGCGAUAAGUUUUCGAUAUCAUUAGUAAUAUGACUAAAAAUGUAGCUCUUCUCUCAGAGUCGUUUUUUUUAUU